Molecule: messenger RNA, 994 nt
Organism: Manihot esculenta (cassava)
Lineage: Eukaryota; Viridiplantae; Streptophyta; Magnoliopsida; Malpighiales; Euphorbiaceae
Product: ras-related protein RABA6a
Exons: 2
Coding region: 238-900 (220 amino acids)
Cellular component (GO): endosome
Molecular function (GO): GTP binding; GTPase activity
Source: RefSeq, a predicted model, not a curated record
ACAAGAAAGCAGAAGAUUAUGUCUUUAUCUAUGGCUCUACAUGCUUAAUAUUUAAAACCCACCAAGCCAAUCCCAAAGAGAAUUAUAAUUUUUAUCAAACACACUUUGAAAAUCUUAAUGUAUGUGAAAACAUAGACUUCAGUUCUGGGGUUUUCCAAAGUCUUCUUCCUUUCUUGAGCUUUUUCUUUGUUUGUUUUGAGAGAAAAGGAAAGAGAAAGAGAAAGAGAAAGAAAAGUUAUGGGAAUCAUGGGAGAUUCAUAUGAUGAAGAGUGUGAUUAUCUGUUUAAAGCAGUUCUAAUUGGGGAUUCAGCAGUUGGGAAAUCAAAUCUUCUGUCAAGAUUUGCAAAAGAUGAAUUUAGAUUAGAUUCAAAACCAACUAUUGGGGUUGAAUUUGCUUAUAGAAAUAUAAGAGUUGCUGAUAAGCUCAUCAAAGCUCAAGUUUGGGAUACUGCUGGCCAAGAAAGGUUUAGAGCAAUAACAAGUUCAUAUUAUAGAGGAGCAUUAGGAGCAUUAUUAGUAUAUGACAUAACAAGAAGAGCAACCUUUGAAAAUGUUGGGAAAUGGCUAAAAGAGCUAAGAGAAUUUGGGAAUUCAGACAUAGUGGUUAUUCUUGUUGGGAACAAAUCUGAUUUGGUUAAUUCAAGACAAGUUGGUGAAGAAGAAGGUAAAAAACUUGCAGAAAAACAAGGUUUAUGUUUCAUGGAAACAUCAGCAUUGGAGAACAAGAAUGUUGAAGAAGCAUUCUUAGAAAUGAUCAAUAAAAUCCAUGGAAUUACAAGCCAGAAAAUCUUACAAGCUAAGAAAAUUGAAAAUAUUAUUAAUAUUAAUCUUCCUAUUGGAAAAGAAAUUGUCAAUAUUGAUGAAGUAACUGCCACUAAAAAAUCAAGCUGUUGUAUAUAGCCAACUUUUUUUUUUUAAUGGUUUUGGGUAUAGAUAUUUUUUCAAUUAUGUAUUAAAAGUUAAAUUUCUUAUUAUAUAAUUUUAAAAUUGUAUU